Molecule: messenger RNA, 1880 nt
Organism: Vigna umbellata (rice bean)
Lineage: Eukaryota; Viridiplantae; Streptophyta; Magnoliopsida; Fabales; Fabaceae
Source: RefSeq, a predicted model, not a curated record
AGAUAUAGACAUAGAUGAGUAUAGGGUGAACUAGACUUCGCUACCAAGACAAUGUUGGCAAACUCAAUCAUUCUAUUGACGUUCUUAGGUGUAUCUUUACUUAAAGUUGGUGGAAGGAUGAUUUAUUCAACAUGCUCAAUGAAUCCUAUUGAGAAUGAAGCGGUUGUUGCAGAGGUUUUGCGAAGGUGUGGAGGAUCCAUCGAACUUGUAGAUGUCUCUAGUGAACUUCCCCAACUCACUCGUCGACCAGGUCUUAAGAGAUGGAAGGUAUGUGACAAAGGCAAGUGGUUCAUCUCCAGCAAAGAUGUUCCCAAGUUUCGUAGAAAUGUAGUUCUUCCCAGCAUGUUUCCAAAUGGCAGAAGCUAUCAGGAUGUUGGUGAUAGUAAUUGUAAUAUCAUCAUGGAAGGUGAUAUUAAUACUGUUAAGGGACAUAUCGAAGAUGAUACCCAAGCAAUGGAGAAUCCUGCUAUGCUCGAAUUUACUGAGGAAGAUUCUGAUUUCCCACUAGAGCGGUGCAUGAGGUUUGUGCCUCAUGAUCAGAAUACUGGAGCCUUCUUUAUUGCUGUUCUGCAGAAAGUUUCUGCUCUUCCUGCAAUCCAGGUAAAACCUAGAAAAGAAGUUGGGAAACAGGUUGACACAGCAAACCAAGGCAAUGAGGAUGCACACGAACUGCAUGCUAAUCCAUUGGAAAAUAUAUCUGAAGGAAUUUCAGAGGCUAAUGUAAAUGAAAAUGAACCUAAUGAAACAGAUUUGAAGGUUAAUUCUGUUGCAUGUGAAGAAGCGGAUUUCAAGGAAGCCCAAGAACCCUGCAGUAUAGAAAUCAUAACAAAGAAUACUCCAGGCAAAAGGAAACUGCAGUUUCAAGGAAAAUGGAGAGGCAUUGACCCUGUUGUCUUCUUCAAAGAUGAAGGAGUUAUUAACAGCAUAAAGGCAUUUUAUGGCAUUGAUGAUCAAUUUCCAUUUAAUGGUCACCUUGUAACAAGAAACAGUGAUACAAGUCACGUGAAAAGAAUUUACUAUAUAUCCAAGCCAGUCAAAGAUGUUCUGGAGUUGAACUUCUCAGUGGGGCAGCAACUUAAAAUAACUUCUGUUGGUCUGAAGGUUUUUGAAAGACAAACUUCAUGUGAAGGAAGGUCUGCACAAUGUUCUUUCCGGAUCACUUCUGAAGGAUUGCCCCUUAUUCUCCCUCACAUUUCCAAACAGAUUCUAAGUGCAUCUGUAAUAGAUUUCAAGCAUCUUCUGCAGUAUAGAGCUGUAAAAUUUGCAGAUUUUGUGGAUGCCAAGUUCGGAGAACGUGCUGCAAACCUAAUGCCCGGCUGUUGCGUGAUAGUUCUGGGUGAAGGUAGCAGAGCUGCUGCAGGGACCCUCAAAGUGGAUGAGUCAACUGUAGCCAUUGGAUGCUGGAAGGGUAGAGCAAGUUUGACUGUCAUGGUUGGUGCAUUGGAAUGCCAAGAACUGCUCCAACGGCUUUUAAUGCGUCUAGAUGCACAAACAGAAAAGGACUCCUCCAUGCAUGAGGACCAACCGUCUGGUACCAAGGGAGAUGAAGCACAAGUGGCAAACGGUAAAAAUGAAGAUAUUUAAUAUUUUUCACUGAUUACUUGGAGUAGUCAAUCUAGGUUUUUACUAAUUUAUUCACAGCUCCUAUCCUUUUAGUCACGUUUCCCACCUAACUUAAGUCUCAUCCCUCUUACAAAAAAGCAUUUUGCAGAAAUUAGGGCCGUGGUCCACCCAUGUAUGUUAUGAAUUUAUUUUCUAUCCGUUUUGUUUUCGUCGUGUUAUUUAUAGCCAAGUUAGCACACAGACUUUGCUCAAAUUUGUAUCAAUAGCUUUUAGUGACUUCACCAGGAUUUUAUACUUGACAGAAGCGUCCAUUUUAC